AUGGAGUUGCUAUUCUUGAAGCUACUUUGGGGUUUAGCGCUCUCCAUUUGUAUUUCAAGUUGUUUGGCAAUAGGCAUGACGAUUCCGCCAGUGGUCACGGGUGAUCAGAAGAAGUACUCGUCAUUGAAUAACUUGAUGAAUUGCAUCAGCUAUCGUACUUUCAAAGACGACGUCAUCCUUGUCACUGUGGAUAGUGGUGAUAGAAUUGGCUCCCAACAAUUGAACUUGAAAGUGUUCGACAGCGAAAACAACAUUCUUAAAUCUAUGGAAGAUAUGGCUGACGAACAAACAUUCAUGUUCACGAAUUUGAAUAACCCUACCCUGUUAGAAAGCAUUAAAAAUUCCAAUCCGAAAAAACCAAGAGACAAUUAUAAUGAUCUCAUGAGUGUGCAUUCUGGCAAGUCUUACAUUUACGUAUGUUUCGACAACAUAUAUUUUGACAAGUCAUGGAGUUUCCAGAAACAUCCUCGCGAUGUGAUGUUACACGUUUCUAUACGGAACAUUACCAGCUUGCUGCAAACUAAUUACAAUCAUUACGCCAAAUACUUCAACCAGUUGAAUGAUCCCGUCGAUGCUAAGAUUGACGAAAACAAUGAAUUCAAACUUGAUUUCAGCGAGGUGGACUUCGACAAAGCAAUGGACCUGCUUCAGACUAAGUUAAAUGAGGUGAGUGAGGAGUUGAAGAGCACAGAAGGAAUCAUCAAGAUGUUGAUGGAUAACGAAUCCAAGUUACGAGAUGUCAACGAAGCCAUCUAUGAGGAUUAUACACGAACUUCUAUCGUCUUGAUCGCAUGCAUUUGCAUUUUUGGUUUAUGUCAAAUCAUCUACUACAAGUGCUACUUUACAAGAAGGAAACUUCUAUGA
Molecule: messenger RNA, 864 nt
Organism: Sungouiella intermedia
Lineage: Eukaryota; Fungi; Ascomycota; Pichiomycetes; Serinales; Metschnikowiaceae
Source: the annotation of a GenBank genome assembly